GGGCGCCUCCGCGGAGCGUGCGUUCUGGCCAAUCAUCUGCUGUCAGGGUGGCUGCUAUGAAUUGGGCCCCGGGUACUCAGCCCUGGCGUCGUUUGCUCGCCCCCUCGGAAUCUAUCCCCUCUUCCGAGCGUCUCUGGAGGCUCCGGGAGCGGCAGCUGCUGGGCUGAGCUCCCCCGGGUCCCAUUCCCAUGCAGAUCCUGGGCUGCCGAGCAUCGUCCCUUCCUCGCUCCCCGUCCCUCAGCCAUAUAAGGAGCGGCAGCUGCCAGGGCGGCCCCAGGAUCUAAAGAUAGCGGCAGGGCCUGGGACUCCAGACGCCACCUGGCAGCUGGAGUCGCCAUGGCACGGCAGCACGCCCGGACCCUGUGGUACGACAGGCCCAAGUACGUGUUCAUGGAGUUCUGCGUGGAGGACAGUACCGACGUGCACGUGCUCCUCGAGGACCACCGCGUGGUGUUCAGCUGCAGGAACGGCGAUGGGGUGGAGCUGUACAACGAGAUCGAGUUCUACGCCAGGGUGAACUCCAAGGACUCCCAGGACAAACGCUCGGGCCGCUCGGUAACUUGCUUUGUGAGGAAGUGGAAGGAGAAGGUGGCCUGGCCUCGGCUCACCAAGGACGAUAUCAAGCCGGUGUGGCUGUCUGUGGACUAUGACAACUGGAGAGACUGGGAAGGGGACGAAGAGGGGGAGCUGGCGCAGGUGGAGCACUACGCAGAGCUUUUGCAGAAGGUCAGCACCAAGAGACCACCCCCUGCCAUGGAUGACCUGGACGACGACUAGGAUGGCGCCGUGAUGCCCAGCAGUGGACUCUGAGAUCGAGCGCUGGGAGGAGGCCUGAGAGCCUGCUCCGUGUGGUGCUCUCCUCCCUGCCCUGUGAUUCUGGCCCAUCCUGACCUGGGGCCACGUC
Fukomys damarensis (Damara mole-rat) is the source of this 904-nucleotide messenger RNA. RefSeq names its product prostaglandin E synthase 3 like (gene Ptges3l). Bases 337 to 777 code for a protein of 146 amino acids. Gene Ontology annotation, molecular function: protein-folding chaperone binding; Hsp90 protein binding. The record is from RefSeq and is a predicted model, not a curated record. Gene Ontology annotation, biological process: chaperone-mediated protein complex assembly; protein folding. Lineage: Eukaryota; Metazoa; Chordata; Mammalia; Rodentia; Bathyergidae. Gene Ontology annotation, cellular component: cytosol; nucleus. The transcript has 7 exons.